CAUAUAUAGGAGAAAGCUGGCUAUACAGCCUGCAUAGAAAAUUCAGUCAAAAGUAACUCAACGAGCAAAACGCAAGACCAACUUCCAUGACCGAACUUAUCACGGAAGAUCGACCCCGGAUCAAGUUUACAACACGCUUUGUAGGAAAACUUGUGUGCCUUACUGAUGCACACACGGAGCUGCAUAGCCUGUCUCGCUUGAUGAGCCGCAUGGAGGCGCUGGGCGCAGCGCCCAUCCUAAACGACGGACAGGUUGCUGGAAACUGCGCCAUAAACCCUCAAAUUUUACACCGCCACGGCGCGACAGAGAUGUCAAGUGCUUCGGCGCAGUCAGGCGAUUCGCCGACCCAAGGGCCUCCGGGUCUUGCGCUGGUCAGCAUGUCCGGGAAACCUCCAGGACACGCUUUGGAUCCGAACAAGGAUUUUGUCUUGGUUACGGCCUUUGACCGGAUCUCUUGGGCUGCUGAGUACCGCUCCCGCGAGCCAUCCAUUCGACCAUCCAGCGAUACGCCGCUGCUGACAGCGGCCCUGGCGCGUGGGGUAGAUUACGGCUGGCAGGAUACACCGUUAGUGGUGCUGCAUGGGCACGCGCUGGCAGAAGGGGAAGGUUUGUCGUACGCCGCUGAGCUAGGUCUCCCUGUCAGCUCCCACGAGACGCUGUUCUCCACUCCGGAGGACCUUUCCGAGCUGGAGGCGCUCUUCCGACUGCACCCAUACCCACAGAACCGCUGCUACAUUAGGCGCGGACAUGGGUUUUUCCUGCUGUCCAAGACGGUGGCGGAGGCGGAGGAGUGGUUUGCUAAGUGGGUUCAGCCGUGGCUGCUGGCGAGGCAAACACCCGCGCCUGCACCCGCGCCCUGUCAGGCGAAUGAAGCCGCAGGGGGCACGUAG
This is a messenger RNA of Volvox carteri f. nagariensis, 890 nucleotides long. RefSeq lists its product as uncharacterized. The record is from RefSeq and is a predicted model, not a curated record. Lineage: Eukaryota; Viridiplantae; Chlorophyta; Chlorophyceae; Chlamydomonadales; Volvocaceae. The transcript is spliced from 3 exons. The coding region runs from base 87 to 890 and encodes 267 amino acids.